CCAAGGAGCGCACAGCCCGUCCGUCAUUGCACACUGCUACAAAAAUAUGACCCCGAGAAGAGUGAAUCUUGCGCUUCAACACUUAGGACAACACACCGAAUAAUUCCAACAGAAAUCACAGAACACCUCCGAGUCUCAACUAUUCAAUUUCUCUGUCUCUUGUUCCCCCCUUCUCUCUGCGCUGGAUCUUUCGAGCCAAGAAAUGUGUGUGGAGAGCGAUGGAUGCGAGAUUGAAGGCUGCAGCACUUUGGAUGAGGUGCGCACGCUGUCCGGUAGCAUGAGCCCCGCGUUGAAAUCCAACCCGGACCUCCACCCGUGCAAGCCGGGGCACAAAUUCCGAGCCGCGCUGCUCAAAUGCCGCUCACCGGCUGCUGCCGCCGGGAUCCUCACUUUUGGGAACGUCCUCAAUUACAUGGAUAGAUACACCGUAGUGGGUGUUCUGCAAGACAUCCAGCGGCAUUACGGAGUAUCAGACAGUGGAAUCGGCUUGUUGCAAACAGUCUUCAUCUGCAGCUUCAUGGUAGCGGCUCCCAUCUUCGGUUACCUGGGAGACCGCUUCAACAGAAAGGUCAUCCUGAGCUGUGGCAUUUUCUUCUGGUCCAUUGUUACUCUGUCCAGCUCCUUCAUCAGCAUAGAGUACUACUGGCUGUUUGUGCUCUCCAGAGGCCUGGUGGGUAUUGGAGAGUCCAGCUACUCCUCCAUCUCUCCCACCAUCAUAGGAGACCUGUUCAAUAACAACAGCCGCACCAUGAUGCUCUCUGUCUUCUACCUGGCCAUCCCACUGGGAAGUGGGUUGGGCUACAUCCUGGGCUCCAGUGCCAAGGUGGCUGCAGGAGACUGGCACUGGGCACUGAGGGUGUCCCCAGCUUUAGGGAUCAUGGCAGGAACCCUCAUCCUGCUCUUCGUGCCCGAGCCAAAGAGAGGCGCCCCUGACCAGAUGGGAUACAUCAAGACCCGCACCUCCUGGCUCUGUGACAUGAAGGCACUCGCCAAGAAUCGGAGCUACGUGUUCUCCUCCCUGGCAUCCUCCUCGGUGUCCUUUGCCACUGGUGCGUUUGGUAUGUGGAUCCCUGUGUACCUGGCCAGAGCUCAGGUGGUCCAGAAGACGGCAGAGCCCUGUACCACUAAGGAGAUUUGCAGCAGCACAGACAGCUUCAUCUUCGGGGCGAUCACCUGUGUGACGGGUCUGCUGGGCGUGGUCAUCGGGGCGGUCACCACGCGCCUGUGCCGCCAGAAGACAGAGCGAGCCGACCCGCUGGUGUGCGCUGUCAGCAUGCUGGGCUCGGCCAUCUUUAUCUGCCUUAUCUUCGUGGUGGCCAAGAAGAGCAUUAUAGGAGCCUAUGUCUGCAUCUUCAUAGGAGAGACGCUGCUUUUCCUAAACUGGGCCAUUACGGCGGACAUUUUAAUGUUUGUCGUCAUCCCCACGAGGAGAGCAACGGCGGUCGCCUUUCAGAGCUUCACCUCGCAUCUCCUGGGUGACGCAGGAAGUCCGUACCUGAUAGGCCUGAUUUCGGACGGCCUUCAGCAGAGCUACGCUACAUCAGCGCUUUGGCGGUUCCUCAGUCUAGGCUAUGCCCUCAUGCUCUGUCCCUUCAUCAUCGUCCUGGGGGGCAUGUUUUUCCUGGCCACUGCACUGUUUUUCCUGGAUGACAGGGAGAAGGCCGACAAACAGUUGAGCCAGAUGACGAGACAACCCUCCACAGUCAAGGUAUGACCAGGUGACUGCCAUAUGAGGAGCAACCAAGGAUGACAAAAUGGAGAUAACGCGAGGGGAGCUGAUCCACUUCUUUAAUUCACCUCCAUCUUCUCUUCACCGCCUCCAUAAUCAUCCUCCUCCUCCUAUUGGCUCCUGCUGCUCUACCUUUUCCCCACAGAGGCUGCUCAGAACUGGAACAAGGGAGCGUCUUGCCCCUCCUUGAAACGCCUCUAAAUCACAGGUCGGUGAGACGACGCACAGCGAUGCGCUAAAGCCGGCACCCGACAGCUGGUGUCCUCCUCACCUCUGCGAGGAUCCACUGAACCUUCCAGGGAGGAGGUGGGGUGGCGUAUCUCCCUCAGUGACCCCUCCGACUCCCGAUGCCAUACUACUGAAUGCUGACCAUGAACCUGCCCUGUCUCUCUCUCUUUGUAACUGUCUGUCUCAUCGGCUGUCAAUCUGCACCAAGUGCCAUAGCGUCAUACAUUCCUUCAGACAUUGCACUGACCACCAACAACCCUCAUGACUUCAUCACUGACUAUGUUUACAUGCACACUAUAAUUAAGUAGCCGUUUUUAUUUGCUAGACAGUAGAAGCAGUUGUUUACUGCUGUCAUAAAGCUCCAUUGGUGUCUCCUCUGCUCAAAUACAAAUAAUCAACACUUAAUUCUGCCCAUUGCUCGGAGCCUGUAAACACAGAAGCUUUCAAAUUUAAAUUAUUUAAAGAAGCUGCAAGAUAAUAAUUCUCAAAUGGAUUUUCAACCGAUCAAAAGAGCUCCAAAAGUCAGAUCAUUCUGCACAUCUUCAUGGCAGUAUUACCAACAUAAACUACCGUGUUUACACGAUAAAUGCAGUAUUCUCAUAAUCGAUCAAAAUCAUAGCUGUGCAUGUAAAUAUAGCAGUCACACCCAGAGCCAAAAACUGUCUAAAGGUCAGUGAAUCAGCCUUAAAAAUUGGAGCGUUCCUAUCAGCAGCUGUUUCCUUUGACCCCUACAUGUGUUUUUAUUUUUAGCACUUACAUCAGAGUAGACGGUGCCAGACGUACCACCGGUGCCAGAGAUGACAGAUUUCUGCACAUCUUUUUUUUCACAAGUUUUCUUGUGAUUUUUAUUUUUCCUGUGUGAUGUUGGAUUUGAAACUGGAGGUUACUGCCUAUGAUUGUUUCAGAAGGACCAUGAUGCAAUCGUGGCGAUUAAACAGACACUGGACUCUAUAUUUUAUAAUUUAUAAUGUACAUGCUUUUCCCAAAAGUAAAUGAAAUGCUACUCGUUUGACUUUUAAGGAGAAACACAGAUGUGUUUUUAUGUGUGCAUUAGAAGCAAUACAAACCUUUUUUGAAGGAGCCAACCUUUUAUCCACACUGCCUUAUCAGUGAGCUUGGUUUUCUCUUUAAAGAGAGCUCUCUGAUGGUUGGUUUUGAAUUUCUGGACACAUCACCCACACAGAGACGGAGUGGCUUUUAAUGAUGGAUUCCAGUCCAAUCUACCCUGGUUACAAUACCAAGCAUUGUGGAAAGAGACCUUUCCCCCUCGCAAUUGUAGAUAUCCCAUUCCACGAUCAAAAGAAAGGACCUUUGAGAAGAGCUGGAGCCACGGUCAUCAAAUUAUUACUGAGAGACAUAAAAAUCCCAGACAGGAAGAUGAAAUCCUUCAGGCCCAGGUUAGACUGAUGGCGAGCUCUUAUCGUAGAUAGCGGAUAAGAAAGGAAUCCCCUAUGAAACCAGACCAUCAUGUCCUCAGCUAUGUCAAUGCAGAAGGUGAAAACAGAGUCAACUUGAAUACCUGCACCAGCAACAUGUUCUCACUCCCAACUCGUCAAAUACAGCAGCUCUGUUAGGGCCCAUGGCGACACUUUUUAACGCACUGGCCUACUAGACCUUUAGCAUAAUUGUUCAACAUGCAGGGUACUCCAAGAGAGUAGAGAGUCUGUCAUUAAGUACCGUUAGGUUUCAGUAGUUUAAAUUAUGUUUAGAUAAAUUCAGUUUUGUUGGAAUAAAUUGCGCUCCAUUGCAUUGCGUUGCGUUGCAUUACGCUACCAAAUGCUACGUUAUGCAACGAUACGUUGGCCUUUGCUACAUUACGUUAAUUAUUGAGUGCGUUACAUUAGAUUACCUUACGUUAUGUGAGUAAAUUCAUUGAAUUAUGUUGCGUUACUACUUGCGUGCGUGAUGGCAGUUGAGUCCAUUUGUUAACUUUAAUUAAGUUAACAUUAAUUUCACAAGGAACACAAACCGCUAACUCCUGAAAGUCUUAAGUUGACCGUCCAGCCUUACCCUCUCAAAACUUUAUUUUGCUAUAUAGGCCUACUGUACUUAACAUCCCCCUCUAAAUCCGUCAUUAUAACCAUGGCCAAUAGAGGCAGCCCUGCAUCUGUAAAAACGAGGCUUGAAGGAUCCGUAGUACCACUGGCAGGCUGCCCUAUUUGACAAGUAUAGGGAGUGAGAAUGACAUCUUAUGACAUAAGAAUCAGUACACAAUCGAUAGAAUUUAGUUUUCAUCCCUGAUUAAUUACACUAUUUGCAUCAUAUUUGUAAUAAUGCGAGUUUAAUGCUAAACAUUACAAAGGAGAAACAUUUCUGCUAUUGUUAGUUGCUUGUAUAUACAAAGAUGUAGGCAGAAGGCUCAUUAGAAGCUACCCUGAAGAAUCAUUUUGUUGUUCAUUACCUGGUGGAUACAAUUUAAUAGAAACCUUGAAGCCACUAAUGGAGUCAAAGGUUUUAAAACUGGCGCAUAAAGGGAAGAAAAAAGCACUUUGCAGACGUCCAAGAAAAACACAGAAGGAAGAGGAUGGAAUGACCUUAGCGGAGGAAUAAAAGGGAAACGUUGAGGUGUUUUGUGUAGCAUUGAUGUGUGAGCAUGACUCACCGGCUGUGUGCGGGGUGCUGUGUGGGCUGUGUCCUUGUUGCCAGAUCAUUAGCUUUAGCUUCUCUCCAACUGUGUGGAGCUUUCUGAAUGUGAUUCUGUCCAACCUUCCUAAUGAACUAAGCUUCUUACCUUCCUUUUGUUGAUUUUUUGUUAAUGUUACCAAAUUAGUUUUUCUUUUUAAAUAACUACAAUAGAGAUAUAUAUCACGCAGCAACUUUAAUAUAUUGUAAAUGAUGGCUUGGAUGCAAUGUAUUUAUUUGUUUGUUACCAUAAUGAAGAAUAAUCUAUAAAGGGAAUUUAAGGUUUGAGUAUAUUACACGUUGUAUGUCAUUGGGUUUAGAAAUGCCUGUUUGUUCAUCCUUUUGUAUCACAAUGAAACAACACAAUACCUUUUUACAUCACUAAGAUUCCUCCUGUUUACUGUGAUCAUGAAUUGGACAUCUCAUGCAUAUUACACACAAAAGGAACUGCGAUGUGAUGCAUUUAGGACAACAUAUCGGUCUCAUGUUUAGGGUGCAAUACUUUUUUGCAUUCAUUUUUGUAUCUCUUGUAAAUGUUUUCAACUGAUCAUCCAUUUUGCACACUUAAUGUUCAGGGAUUUAUUUGAACCAUAGCCUAGCAUCAACUCCACGGCCUCUAACACAGGUCUGUCUCUUCAUGCUCACAGUACAGCUAGUACUGACAUAUCGUCAUCAUGAGAAGGGACGUUGGCUCUGGUCAGAUGGGUCAUGAAUUGAGUUUCACUUUGCCAAAUUUUAGUUCAGUUAGCACCAAUCCUUUAGGAGUAUAAGUCCGUUUUAUUGAGUAAUUCUAUGUUAAUAAUCACUGAAGUGAUGUAUUGAGAAUGUGCUAUUUCUUGUCAUACAAGAAUCGUGUAUAAAGAAACCUAUUUCUGAUAUUGAGCAGAAAACAGAGGUUAUUUUUUAUUUUUAGAGCAAGUCAUUACAAGGGAUGUGUAGAAAAAUCAAAGGAUAUUAUUCUAGAACUGAACUGUGAGGCUCCCUCGGGGGGUUGAUAGAAAAUGUAUAUGUCUGUAAAUCAAAUAAACCUAUUUAAUCACUUCAUA
Messenger RNA from Gymnodraco acuticeps, 5625 nucleotides. It is a transcript of the gene spns2, whose product is annotated as spinster homolog 2 (Drosophila). Gene Ontology annotation, cellular component: membrane. Gene Ontology annotation, biological process: lipid transport; transmembrane transport; sphingosine-1-phosphate receptor signaling pathway. Gene Ontology annotation, molecular function: transmembrane transporter activity; sphingolipid intramembrane carrier activity. The record is from RefSeq and is a predicted model, not a curated record. NCBI's taxonomy places the organism in Eukaryota, Metazoa, Chordata, Actinopteri, Perciformes, Bathydraconidae. The coding region runs from base 203 to 1714 and encodes 503 amino acids. The transcript has 13 exons.